Messenger RNA from Periophthalmus magnuspinnatus, 1646 nucleotides. RefSeq names its product protein O-fucosyltransferase 1 (gene pofut1). The record is from RefSeq and is a predicted model, not a curated record. Gene Ontology annotation, cellular component: endoplasmic reticulum. Lineage: Eukaryota; Metazoa; Chordata; Actinopteri; Gobiiformes; Gobiidae. Gene Ontology annotation, biological process: regulation of Notch signaling pathway; protein O-linked glycosylation via fucose; Notch signaling pathway. Gene Ontology annotation, molecular function: peptide-O-fucosyltransferase activity. The transcript is spliced from 7 exons. The coding region runs from base 27 to 1202 and encodes 391 amino acids.
GCAUGCUGGGAGAGGUUUGACCCACAAUGGCGGACAGUAGAGCCGUGUUUCACUCCCUCACGCUCAGAAUUACACUUUUCUGCAGUUUUUUGCACUUUAGCUGGACUUUAGCGCAAGGAUUACAAUGGGAUGAGAGCGGAUAUGUGCUGUACUGCCCCUGCAUGGGGCGCUUUGGGAACCAGGCCGACCACUUCCUCGGGGCUCUGGCUUUUGCAAAAAUGUUGAACCGAACUUUGGCUGUCCCACCGUGGAUCGUGUACCGCCACCACUCACCCCCCUACACCAACGUGCAUGUGCCGUACAGUGAGUUCUUUCGCCUGGAGGCUCUGUCUGAGUAUCACCGUGUUGUCAGUUUGGAGGCAUUUAUGGAGCAACUGGCCCCAAAGCACUGGCCCCCGGGGCAGAGGAAGGCCUACUGCUACGAGACCGCAGCCCAGAGGAGUCCAGACAAGAAGACCUGUCCCAUGAAGGACGGGAAUCCUUUCGGACCGUUCUGGGAUCACGUGGGGGUGGCGUUUGAUGAGUCAGUUUUGUUUGGAGGCAUUUCCUACAGCUCCUAUCACCAACAGCUGUGGAUGAACAAAUUCCCUCCCUCGUCUCACCCGGUCCUGGCUCUUCCCGGUGCUCCGGCUCCAUUCCCAGUGUCCCAGGAGCACGUGAAGCUGCAGAGGUUUGUGGUGUGGUCUCAGAAGAUGGAGGAGGAGGGAGAGAGGACCAUCCAAAAACAUCUGACCAGGCCUUAUGUGGGAAUACAUCUGAGGAUAGGCUCGGACUGGCAGAAUGCGUGUAAGCUCUUGGACAGUGAGGACGCUGGCCCACACUUCAUGGCGUCUCCACAGUGUGUGGGUUAUGACAAGCAGAGGGCGCUGCCGCUCACCUCCUCCAUGUGUCUGCCUCCUCUGAGCGAGAUCCGCCGCGCAGUCAAACUGUGGGUGAAGAAGAGCGGGGCACGGUCCAUUUACAUCGCCACAGACUCGGAGUCGCACAGCCGUGACAUCGAGAAGACCUUUAAAGGGAAGGUGAAGGUUGUGUCUCUUCAGCCCGACUUGGCUCAGUUGGACCUGUACAUUCUGGGGCGGGCGGAUCAUUUCAUCGGGAAUUGCGUCUCUUCCUUCACAGCGUUCGUAAAGAGACACAGGGACGUGCACGGGCUCCCCUCCUCCUUUUUCGGAAUGGACAAACCUGGAAAAGAUGAGCUCUGAGCAACGGGAAAAUGAUCAGUAAAACAUAAAGGAGACUCUAGCUGACCAAUGCGUGGACCAUGUGGAGAGGAUUAAAGACGCCGUACCUAAUUUUUACUGUGUUAAAAACAUCAAAAACAGAACUGGUUAAUUUUAAACUGUUUGGUCCAAAGUUAUUCCUCACUUACCUUAUGCAUUCCGAACAUCCUAAUUACUCAUCACAAUGAGUUUAUACCAGGCCUUUAACUGUUUAACUGUUGUUUUAAACUAGACUUGGGCACUUUAAACACUUUCAUUACAAUUAGUGCCAGUUUACACCAGUUUUCACAGUUAUUUUCUCUGUUCGACAAAGUGCAAAAUUACUGAUCUUCUGCAUAAUUCUUCUGCAGGUUGCACUGUUUUACACUACGAAAUGUUAAAUAUUGGUAUAGUUAUUUUUGAUCAAUAAAAUGAAGUUAUAUUUUU